AUGGAUGCUGCUAGAGGGGGGGUCAAUUUUGUUCGGAUCUUCUUCUACAGUGGUAACACUAUCAGCGCUGAACGCAAAAAGAGCCUGGUAGCUCUAGCCUAUGCGACAGCACGGGAUCAACUGCUGGCUCCUAAGGCAAUCUUGAUUCGAUCCGACAUGCACAAUACCACCACGAACAAAGGCCGACAUAUGAUGGAUCCUAAAGGCUGGCAUGGGACCUUCGCUUUCAAGGCCAGCGAUCAACUCCUACGUGAAUACCAUGUAGCGUCACACGGAUAUACCAACGGCAAAGAGGACUUUACUCUUAAGGAAGCUACUCAUACCUCAGAGAAAGCGGACAACACUCGCCGUGGCGGGCCCCAGUCUGAUAAGGUUGUCUGGCCACCUGAAGAGUUCCUUGAAGAAUAUAAAGAGAGUCCCAUCGCCUACUCACACCUACCUGGUCAAGGAUAG
Messenger RNA from Aspergillus viridinutans, 453 nucleotides. RefSeq lists its product as uncharacterized. The record is from RefSeq and is a predicted model, not a curated record. Lineage: Eukaryota; Fungi; Ascomycota; Eurotiomycetes; Eurotiales; Aspergillaceae. The transcript has 2 exons. The coding region runs from base 1 to 453 and encodes 150 amino acids.